AUGCACACCCUCGCGACGGUAGCAACGGUGCUUACCGCGCUGCUGGCGGUGUCGGCACAGCAGUACCAGCAACCCGGCGGCAAUUACGUUGACGAUUAUGCCCAGUACGACUCCCAACGACCUAGCCAGCCGACCCCGCGUAGCUACGCGAGCAACGCCGUGCCGGACCGCCAGUCGGCCGCGCCGGCGAAUCCGAAGCCGACGCCGGUGGCGAUCCUGAAGCAGAUCAAUCGCCACAACGAGGACGGCUCGUACACGUACGGUUUCGAGGGCGCCGACGGCUCGUUCAAGAUCGAGACCAAGCUGCCGACCGGCGACGUGAAGGGCAAGUACGGCUUCGUCGACGACACCGGCAAGGUCCGUAUAGUCGAGUACGGCGCGAACCAGUACGGCUUCCAGCCGGCCGGUGAGGGCAUCACCGUGGCCCCGCCGACCCUGUUCGACGAGACCACCAGCAAGGAGGCCCUCGAGGCGCAGGCCUACGAGGAGUAUCAGCAGCAGCAGCAGCAGCAGCAACAGCAGCGGCAACUGGCCGCUCGUCCGGCUUACCAGCAGCAGUCGCACACCCAGGCCGUGUACGCUCCCGCGCAGGUAGCCCCGAGCAGACCCGCGCUUCCCAAACCGCCCAUCUUCACCCCGGCAGCACCCCAAGCGGCGCCACGGCAGUCCGCCCUGCUGCCGCAGAACUACGACGGACCUCCGGCGCCGGCCUCGCAGCUCUACAAUCAGGGACCAGCUCAAUUCGCCCCGGCGCCGGCCGCCCAGGACCAAGACCGUGCCCAGCCGCAGACCCGCAGCGGCGGCGGCGGUAUCCUGGACCAGCUCGCCAGGGACUACGCUCUGCCUCAGGGAGUGGCGCCGCCGUUGCACGACAUCAGCUUCGGCUACUACUAGGCCCGUCUAGUCUCCUGCCCCCUUUGCCCGUCGAAGAGUACGAGAGUCCGGGAUCAAUCGUCGGAGCCUCAGCAAAAUUUUACCGCCGCUCAGCUAUAACGCUAUAUAUUCUAAUAGUUUUCCAUAGAAUAGCUGUACUUUACGUCGCUGUAGAGUUUAAUUCUUGUGUAUAGCAAUUAAGCGCUAUACACACUAUAAUAUAGCUAUUUAAGAGUUACCGUGUAAUUACGAUUGAUCCCAGACUCGACUGCUUGUUCCCGGUUGCGUGUUGGUCUUGUAUUCUAUUCGUGAAUGGAACGUGUUGGCGAUUGAAUAACUCGUCGUAAUCACGGCGUGGUCCACUCUCGCCGAAGUGGACGGCACUGUGAUUGAUGAUCGUCGCGAAUAGACCGUCGAUUACGAUCGAAAGUUGAGAACUUCUAGUCUAUUGACGUCUGAAGUUGCGAGAAAUUGAAAAAAAAAAAAAGAUUCUAGCUCGUUCACGUAACACACAAUUUUUUUCAUAUUAAUAAUAUUUAAAUAACAAUUAAAAAUAUCUAUCCAUGAGACAAAAAAACAAUCUCAUAUAUUUCACAUUGCGUCAGCGGGAAACUGUGAUAAGUUGACAAAAUAUAAAACAAUUUUGAUAGAAAUUAAUACGUUGUUCAAGUGGAUUUUAGCCUUUCCUUUUUUGACGUUAGAAAUUAAUUAAGAUAAAGUUUUUCAAGGUCUCCUAAAAGCGAGAAAUGCUGAUUUUUCGAGCAAAUAGACGUCAAGGUCUAAGUUCUCAACUUCGAUUAUUUUCACGGUCCAUCGAGUUAUAAUAUUAGAGAGUAAUAUUUGAGCAUCAUCUUUUUAUCGAUCAUUAAAAUUAUUGUUAUACACACAUCACUCAUCGAAGAAUUGCCCAGAUAACAAGCGGUACCGAUUAGUAAGAGUUGUAAAAAGAAUGUAAAUAAAAAUUUCUCGUCUCUCCCUUCUGUGGGCGUUCGCUUUUACUCCGGAAAACGCAGUUCGCCUUGAGAACUCGCCAUCCUGGAGUACCAUUGCGAUCAGUCGGAAUUGCGUUUUCACGACGAAGUUCCGCGAGAAUGUUAUGUUAAUUGGGCGUGCUUACCAUUGUAAUUAGAUUAUUGUAAGGUAAUUCGAGUGGAAUAAAGUGAGGCCAAUACUAAA
Molecule: messenger RNA, 2049 nt
Organism: Wasmannia auropunctata (little fire ant)
Lineage: Eukaryota; Metazoa; Arthropoda; Insecta; Hymenoptera; Formicidae
Gene: Cpr97Ea
Product: protein vein-like
Exons: 2
Coding region: 1-894 (297 amino acids)
Cellular component (GO): chitin-based extracellular matrix
Molecular function (GO): structural constituent of chitin-based larval cuticle
Source: RefSeq, a predicted model, not a curated record